AUGUUCGUCAGAACCUCGACACCGUGUGGUCGACCACCCCCUCCGCUACAGAGGACACCAGGACCACCUCCACCUCUCUCUGCUGGGGACGGAAAACCCAUCUCGUCGCUGCAGUGCGGACUGCCUGACAAGCUAGAACGUUGCCUGGAAAGAGCAGCUGGCCUGGAACAAUAUUUGGAGAACCUGUGCAGCAGUGACAGCUGCGAUUACCUGCAGACUCUCAAGAUGCACCUCCACGGUAUGAUUCAUAUCUGCUGCGUCAAGGUGCUCAAGCUGCUGCCCAAACCAUCCGGCUCGCUCAUGCGCGCCUUCCUCAUGGCCGGCCACUGCUACGGCUCCAUGGACCCUGUCUCCAACAUCAUCGUCAACUCCAUUUGGGACAACAGCCACGGCUGCCCUCUCCCAGAGUCUGAACGCAGCAAGAUUGAGCAAUACAAUGACAUCCUGGACCCCCUAUCUCUGCUCCGCACACAGGUUCACUCCCUCAAGGGCCUUGUGGAACUCGCCAAAUUCGCCAUCCUGGACACAGCACACGGCGGGUUCUCAACAGAGGGUUGUGCUCUGGAGUUGCUCUGCAGUGCAGGAUGCGACGUUUUUGACAGGUUUCCAUCAUCGGCAGGGAUGUUUAAAGAGAAGAAGCUCUUCCAUGAAGUUGCCAAGGCCGCUGGACACCCUCUACCGCUUCAGCUGGGUGAACUGCACGAGAUGCUGAUGGUAGCACCCGAGGGACAAGCGCUGCUCUCCUUGACGUCCGAGGCUCAAAUUCAAUGUAGUGUGUUGCGCAUCGAGGACAUGACAAAUCAUAUAAGCCGCAUGUGGCGCGGUUGGGUGGCUGCUAAAACUGGUGGCGUUGUGCAAGCUCCUAAACUUUUUCCAAAGUCUUUGAUGUUCGUGUCAAGCAUGAGAUCAAAGUAUGAGGAGCGGAGGAGUUGGUUCCGCUCAAAGAUUGAACAGGUGCUGAAGGAUUACACGACCCAGCAUUUUUGGGAGCAGCAGUAUAAACUUGAUAUUAUCUGUGGCGUGGAGGCAAUCAACAAAGGCCGCCCCCCCUUGGGUGAGAUGUGCUACCGCGUGAACUUCACUGCUACUUCCCAUUUGGAGCGUGAGAGGAGGCUAUUCUUCGCUGAGUUUUUGUUCUCAGGUGGGCCAAGGCCAGAGACCUGCUGCCCUCUACCCUAUGACUAUGCGGGCCGUUGCUACUAUGGUGAGCAAACCGCGAGGAAAAUUGUGUAUCCUGAUGACGCCAAAUACAUCCCGCACGAUAUCACCCAUCCUGGAACCCGCCGUGUGGAUGACAUGCUAGAGAUGGACGUCGUCCACUUCAGUUCCGAGAUGGACGUGGAGCUCGCAGAGAAACUCAACAAGAUGCAUGCCAAUUGA
Triticum turgidum subsp. durum (durum wheat) is the source of this 1380-nucleotide messenger RNA. Lineage: Eukaryota; Viridiplantae; Streptophyta; Magnoliopsida; Poales; Poaceae. The record is from the annotation of a GenBank genome assembly.